CAAGAUUUGAAAAUGGUUGUCUAGCAAUGACGAACAACCAACUUGACAGAGCUUGAAGAAUUUAAAAAAUAAUUUGCAAAAUUCUAACAUGUACUGAUGUGAAUACUUAUGUAAAUUAGAUAUUUCAUUUUCAAUACAUUUGAAAAAUCUUUUAAAAACACUUUCAUUUUGUCAUUAUGGGGUAUUGUGUGUAGAUGGGUGAGAUAUUUUUUAAAUCCAUUUUUGAAUUCAGGUUGUAAAACAACAUGUGGAAUAAGUCUAGGGGUUUGAAUUGGUUGUUUUGCUGGUUUAACUAUUUAAAAAGUCAGGUUUGCAAUCAUUUGAAGACUGGCCUGAGGGGAGAGAUGCUUAAGCAACAAGGUGUGGUAUAUGGCCAAUAUACCAUGGCUAAGGGAUGUUCUUAAGCAAGACGCAAUGUGGAGUGCCUGGAUACAGCCCUUAGCCAUAGUAUAUUGGCCAUAUACCACAAACCUCUGAGGUGCCUUAUAUACUGGUUACCUACUUAAUUAGAGCAGUAAAAAUACAUGUUUUGUCAUACAAGGUCUGAUAUACCACAACUGUCGUCAGCCAAUCGACAUGCAAUAAAGGUGAGAAAAAAAAUGCAGGGCUCGAAAACAGUAUUGUAUUAUGUAUAUAGCGCAUGGUUUACAGGGGAAGUUGAAGCAAUGUUCUUCCUUUCAGACUGAACUAUUAUGGGAUGUUGUAGCAUACCAAGCAGAAGGCAGUAGCCUAGUACAUUUUAAUCUGGACACAUGGGUCUUUAGAGUUACAGUACCCCACUAGGGGAAACACAAACGUGUCCGUUGUAUAGUGAACAGCAGACUCGUUGCCCGUUGGGUUUGCUUUUGAAGUACUAGGAUUUCUACAGAGGCAUGGAAUUAAAAUCGGGGCGUUUGUAUAAGAGGCUGUAGUAGGGUCUUACCAAUGACAGGCUUAUAACGCACGCAGGGGCUCAGAUCGCUGGGUUUCCCUCACGGUAAAUCGCUCACAAGGCGUGUGAAGGAAUGUCGCAUUUUCACCUCCGGUUGCCUCCAGCUCGUGCAGGGUGCAAACCCGGCAAAUGGGGAUAGCCAUUGUCUAUGUAUGUGGGGUGAAUACUGAGAGGGGGUGUGGUCUACUCUAGAUCAAUAACCGUCGGUCGGUAGUCUACUGGAAAAGGCAAAACAGAGUAGUGGCAGCCGAGACGGAGAUCCCUGGUCCAUGCUGGAUUGAUUUUUGAUGCACUAUCUAUGCUUAGCUCAGACGCACUGUAGAGCUGCAGGAGGAUAUUGGCGACAUAUUUGUUGUGGAUCGGUACUCUGAAAGACUAAGUCCUGUAAUAACUGUUUGCGUUUGGUUUCAGACAAGACGUAGCUACAGUGGAUGUUCUCUUAUGAGUUGUGAAGGAAUAACAAUGAUCCAUUUACCCGGAGACUAUUUGUCCUGGAGCUCAAUUAACAAGUGAUAUGUCUCUAAUGGACGUGGAGUUAGGGGCCACAUUAACGAAAUAUCCUCUAUAUACGAGGGAAAAGACAGCCGUAUUGCAUUUGUGAGGUUCUCCUAUUUUCCUGAUUGGGGCUACCUCCCAUAACUGGGCUUUGUGUGUGCGAGACUGACGAGAGCAGUCCAUUGAAUUGCGCUGCCUGCAUCUAAACACUGGCAUAGAGGUUCACGAGACAAGACCUGCCAAGAUCUGUAGGAGUGAUUCCAGAAGACUGUGUUGGAUCCUCCUCACUAUGAACACUGAGGAUCUGUAGGAGUGAUUCCAGAAGACUGUGUUGGAUCCUCCUCACUAUGAACACUGAGGAUCUGUAGGAGUGAUUCCAGAAGACUGUGUUGGAUCCUCCUCACUAUGAACACUGAGGAUCUGUAGGAGUGAUUCCAGAAGACUGUGUUGGAUCCUCCUCACUAUGAACACUGAGGAUCUGUAGGAGUGAUUCCAGAAGACUGUGUUGGAUCCUCCUCACUAUGAACACUGAGGAUCUGUAGGAGUGAUUCCAGAAGACUGUGUUGGAUCCUCCUCACUAUGAACACUGAGGAUCUGUAGGAGUGAUUCCAGAAGAAUGUGUUGGAUCCUCCUCACUAUGAACACUGAGGAUCUGUAGGAGUGAUUCCAGAAGACUGUGUUGGAUCCUCCUCACUAUGAACACUGAGGAUCUGUAGGAGUGAUUCCAGAAGACUGUGUUGGAUCCUCCUCACGAUGAACACUGAGGAUCUGUAGGAGUGAUUCCAGAAGACUUUGUGGGAUUCUCCUAAUUAUGAACACUGAGGAGCUGAACUGCCACUAGCUCUGAUCAGACAGGAUGAAUGACAGACAGAGACCGAGAGGAGGGUUGCACACGGUGGAGGCAGAUGUCAUCUUCCACCACCCCAUCUGCUCGGACAUCCUCUCCUCCCCCUCAGAUGAGGAUGGGGGUGUUUGUUCCCUCCCAAGGAAGCAGGAGGCGAGCACUAAUGUUCCAGACCUGGGAUUCGUAGUGGGCGACCAGGGACUCGGUCGACAGAGCACACCAGUUACAAAGGAGUACUUGUUGGAUGGUGGUACAGUGAUUAAGCAUCUUCACUUUGACCGUCCACAGGGAUCACACAUCUCAAAUACAGAUCAGUUUCACAUUACGGAUCCUUCUCAUCAAGCACAUACAUCUCACAUACCCAAGCUUGAUGCUGGUAGAGACCAGAACUGUACUCAUGGCAGAAACGGUAUCAGUGAGGAUAUGAAUGGAGCGAGGGAAAAGGUGCCCUGCAGUGUGGGUCCCUCUCUAUGCUUCAAGGGAGAGGCCAGAGAGGAAGCGGAAGGAUCUCUGUCCCUCUGUAGAGAGAGCAUAGUGAGGAGUCAGUGUCACAUCACAAACGUCACUGACUCCCGGGAGCAGGGGACCGCUGCGCCUGACACUCAUUGUAUCACCAUGGGCAACCAGCCAACCAUACAAGAGCUGGGGUGCUUGUUCAGUCACAGCUCUCCCACAGAAUAUGACACAUUACAUGGACAGUCAGGGCUUGAGUCGAACCAAGGACACAGGGGCAGUAGUGGCCAUGGUAGAGUCAGUAACACAACGCCUAAAGAGGAGCCAGAUUUAGUGAUUGAAGUCGGUGGCCAGAAAAUAAGUGUUCACAAGUCUGUUCUGGCAGGGAAGAGUGACUAUUUCAAGGCUCGUCAGUCAAGAGACAUCCUAAAAGUGAAAGGGCUGAACUACAAGACCCUGACCAUCCUGAUAGACUAUAUCUACACCUCUCAGAUGAAUGUGCACAAGGACAAUGUGGUAGAGGUGAUCACAGGAGCUAAGAUCUUACAGAUCCCAUGUGCCGUCCAGGCUGCUAUGGAUACCAUCUCAGAGCAGGUCACAGCAGAGAACUGUUAUGAGAUUCUAACUAUCGCCAAGAAGCAACGACUCAACGAACUGAAAGAGACGGCCUAUCGCUUCAUGAGUGACAACUUCCUCCAGAUCUUGCAGGACCCAGCAGUGUACGGGCGUCUGACGGGGUCGGAGAGGGAUCUGGUCCUGAAGAAGAGAAUGGAGGGGAAGAGGUCCCUGAUGGUCGCUGAGAUCAACGAUGUGUUUGACCGUGUCGGGAGCAGACCUCCGAGUCGGUGUAACAGUCGACCACAGAGCCCUCUGUCCGUGGCAUCCUUCGAGGAGAACCACAUGAUUUACUACUUCAACGAGGCAGCCAAUGACUGGAGACCUCUGACUCUGAUGCCGGAGGACAUUAACACUAAGGGCUGUGGGAUCUGCACCAUGUACAACUACCUGUUUGUGGCCGGUGGGAUAAAGGGAUAUGGGGAUAAGGGCAAGGUCUCAGACAAGGUGUUCUGUUACAACCCCAUCACUAACCGCUGGAGCGAGGUUCGGCCGCUCAACCAGGCGCGGUCGCAGCUCAAGCUAGUGUCUAUGGAGGGUAACUUGUACGCCAUAGGAGGGGAGUGUUUGUUCACAGUAGAAAAAUACGACCCUCGGACUGAUAGAUGGACCACAGUGGCUCCCUUACCCAAAGGGGCGUUCGCUGUGGCCCAUGAAGCCACCACCUGUAACGGAGAGCUCUACGUCUCUGGAGGGUCUCUGUUCUACCGUCUCCUAAAAUAUGACCCCAAGAGGGACGAGUGGCAGGAGUGUCCCUACAACAACAGCAGGAAAAAGUCAACCGACAUGGUGGCUCUGAAAAGCUUCAUCUACAGGUUUGACGUCAACCGUGACCAGGGGGUCACUGUGUUCAAGUACGACACCAUAGUGAAAAUGUGGCAUGACUGCGCAUCGCAGCGGCAGGGCAGCCCUAUGCCGUUCAGGUGUGCCGUCAUCGGAAACUGCAUCUAUUGUGUGAACAAGACUCAGACUCUGCAGUUUGUGGUGGAGGAGGACGGCUCUUACUUUGUAGAUGAACCACUCAAGCCACCACUGGAAGCUAAGGGCCUACUGUUCCCUUUCAUCCUCAGUCUGCCUGAGAAGACUGACAGAUUGAUGUGAUGUGACCAUGGAUCACUGAUGCUACGUUACAGACGCCCAUCAAUCUAAUAUAGUGGUCCUUAAAAUGAGAUGAACAUUUUUCACCUUUAUUUUCCACCGUCCAGUGUACCUGCUCGUAAUGGAAUGUGUUUCUUUGCAUGGCGAGUUAACAGGACAAGCCUUAACAAGGACUACUUUUACAUGUUGAAUGAGACAUAAUGAGAUAAUGACACACAUAGUAGUUUUUGUUUGUUGUUGCAUUUCCCUGUGUUCAGUUUUGUAUUGUGUACUUUUGCAAUUGCAGAUAGUUAGAAUAGAUAUUGUUUUGAAUAUUGUUUGCUGGCUGGUGGCUUUUAGCCAAAAAUCGAACCGCAGAGAUGGAAUAGUCUGAAUGAGGGGACAGUUGAGGGGACAAGUGACUGACACAGCUGGCCCUCACAGGUCCUAUACGCAAAUUACACAAGCGAACCCAUAAACAACACAAGGCCUGCUACGGCGGUGAUGUUUGCUCUAUGAAGGAACAGUGGGAGGGCUAUAACAUUCACACAGCCCCAAGGCCUGAUACCAGAACUGCCCUUGACAUUGCUUCACAAGGCCAUUGACCAGCAGGAGCACAAUAAGCCACAUGUAUCUUCUACAAUAAUUAUAUUCUACUAUUAUAGAUCAUCAAUGAAUAAUGUUGAAGAGCACAAUGCAAUUACAUAUUAAUGCAUUACUACUGGGCACACACUGGUUGAAUCAACGUUGUUUCUAUGUAAUUUCAAUUCCAUUACAUUGAACCAACGUGAAAUAGACGUUGAAUUGACGUCUGUGCCCAGUGGGUUAGGUUCAAAACCAGUACCCACCUAUUUAUUCAAAACUACUACCCAACUAUUCAUUCAGAACCAUUAACCAGCCUUCCAGGUUGUGUCAAAGACAACACUUUACCCGCACAUACAAUUGAGUUGAGUUGCAACACACUAGAAACAAGGUGAAUUAUUGCAGCAUAAGAAUGGUUCUGAGUCUGUGGAUCGGGUUAGGUUCCUGAGUUUGAUUGAAACAGGCCCUAGGUGUGCACUGAUGUUUACAGAAUGCCGGAUUGAGUCAGCAUACGGUAGAUAUGAGGGAUGGUGCUCACUGCUUACUGCUCAUUCUUACGCUUCGAUCACACCGACAGCGUCAUUGCAUUGUGGUACACCAGAAUUACAUUAAUUUCCAAUGGAACCCUGCGUUGCCUUGCAGCGUUGCCUUGCAGAGGCAGUUGCAGCGUUGCCUUGCAGCGUUGCCUUGCAGCGUUGCCUUGCAGAGGCAGUUGCAGCGUUGCCUUGCAGCGUUGCCUUGCAGC
Molecule: messenger RNA, 5742 nt
Organism: Oncorhynchus gorbuscha (pink salmon)
Lineage: Eukaryota; Metazoa; Chordata; Actinopteri; Salmoniformes; Salmonidae
Product: kelch repeat and BTB domain-containing protein 11
Exons: 2
Coding region: 2283-4439 (718 amino acids)
Molecular function (GO): protein binding
Source: RefSeq, a predicted model, not a curated record